AUGGCGUCCGCGGCUCCCGAGGCGACGGGCGAGAAGAAGAAGCUCUGGGGCGGGCGAUUCUCGGAGGACAUCGACCCGCUCAUGGAGAAGUUCAACGAGUCCCUCUCCUUCGACCGCAGGAUGGCGCAGGAGGACAUCCGCGGCAGCAAGGGCUACGCCAAGGCGCUCGCGAAGACGGGCAUCAUCACCGACGACGAGCGCGACCAGCUCGUCGAGGGGCUCGGCAAGGUGGCCGAAGAGUGGGCCGCGGACGCCUUCGUCGUCAAGUCCGGCGACGAGGACAUCCACACCGCGAACGAGCGAAGGCUCGGCGAGCUCAUCGGCCCAGUCGCCGGCAAGCUCCACACCGGUCGAUCGCGCAACGACCAGGUGGCCACCGACACCCGCAUGUGGCUCCGAGACCAGCUCGUGCUCCUCCGCGGACACCUCAGGCAGCUCAUCGCCGUCGCGGUGGAGCGCGCGGAGCGCGAGGUGGACGUCGUCAUGCCGGGCUUCACCCACCUGCAGUCCGCGCAGACGGUGCGAUGGUCGCACUGGCUCCUGUCGCACGCCGCCGCGUGGCAGCGCGACGACAUGCGCAUCGCGGACCUGAUGCCCCGGGUCAACACCCUGCCGUUGGGAUCCGGCGCGCUCGCGGGUAACCCCUUUGGGGUGGACAGGCAGGCGCUCGCGGCGGAUCUCGCCUUCGAGCGGGUGUGCCCCAACAGCAUGGACGCGGUGUCCGACCGCGAUUACGUAGCCGAGACGAUGUUCUGGGCCUCCGCCACGAUGAUCCACCUGUCCCGCUGGUCCGAGGACCUGAUCAUCUACAGCAGCGGGCAGUUCGGCAUGGUCAAGCUCUCCGACGCCUACUCCACCGGAUCGUCCCUGAUGCCCCAGAAGAAGAACCCGGACGCGCUGGAGCUCUUGCGGGGUAAGUCGGGGCGCAUCCUCGGGACCCUCACGGGCUUCCUCGCUGUGAUGAAGGGAACCCCGACGACGUACAACAAGGACUUCCAGGAGGCGUGGGAAGGUCUUUUCGACACCGUGGACACCAUGUCCGAUUGCCUGCAGAUCGCCGCCGGGUGCCUCGCGACGCUCAGCAUCGACCCGGAGGCGAUGCGGCGGGGACUGAGCGCCGACAUGCUCGCCACCGACCUCGCGGAAUACCUCGUCCGCCGCGGAGUCCCCUUUCGCGAGACGCACCACAUCAGCGGCGCCGCGGUUAAACUCGCGGAGGAUAAGAAGUGCGCUUUGUCGGACCUCACCCUUGAGGACCUGCUCCCGCUGUGCGACAAGUUCGAAGCGGACGUCGUCGACAUCUGGAGUUACGACAAGAGCGCGGAGAGCAGGGACACGGAGGGGGGAAGCUCGAGGCGGAGCGUGCUGGAGCAGUGCGCCAAGCUGAGGCGGUACCUGGAGGAGACGGAGGGGGAGGUGGUGCCGUACUAG
Molecule: messenger RNA, 1431 nt
Organism: Micromonas commoda
Lineage: Eukaryota; Viridiplantae; Chlorophyta; Mamiellophyceae; Mamiellales; Mamiellaceae
Product: argininosuccinate lyase family protein
Exons: 1
Coding region: 1-1431 (476 amino acids)
Cellular component (GO): cytosol
Molecular function (GO): argininosuccinate lyase activity
Source: RefSeq, a predicted model, not a curated record